GAAGCCGCUUGUGGUUUGGUUUCUUCUCCAAAUUUUCCAUUUCAUUAACGUUCAUUAAUUAGUGGAAUUGGAGCAAAGGAAGGAUUGGCCUUUCCUGUCAACCGCCACAGAAUUUUUCCGAAAUUAUUAACUUUCAUCUUUUUCGGUCUCUUUAUCGAAAGUUUUCCUUUAUUUCACUUCCUGCGGUUUUUUCAGUUUCAUUUCGUCAACAAAAAAUAGCAUACAAAUAAAGUAAAAGACACUUUAUUGUCAAUUUCCUGCGGUUAAUUUGGGGUUGGUAAAAAAUAAAUAAAAAAUAUUGCCGGACGGACACACGCGCCGUGCGGUAACAAAACUGGUCCAUGCAGAGGAAACCCACACAAAUUUGUGUCGAUUAAAAGCGGAGGAUACGAUCCGAAUGUUGGAUCAUUCUUCACAUUUUAUUCAAUAGAAUAAGCCGAAAUUUGAAAAAUAUUCGAAAUGUCUUUGAAAUUAAUUUUUGCAUCUGUCCUGAUCAUGAUGAUCUCCAAUGUGCAUGGUCAGUCGUACGUCUCAUUUUACGGGGAGCGACACUGUUCUGGCGAGCGUCGAUUCGGUGCAGAGUUGCAAUACAGUUGUCAAAACCUGCCCACGUUCUUGCUCUACAAUUGGCAGGAGCUCUCGAUGGACACGAACGGAGAGUGCGUGACCGUGUACAACGAGAGGAAUUGCGGAGGUCGAGAACUGGCCAACUUCAAUUCUGCUCGUUGUCGAAACAUAUUUGCCAUCGGACAAGUCAAGUCCUUCCGCCAAUGCUCUGGAAGAACCAACUCUGCCUUCAUUUCUGGAUAAAUGACGCGUUUAUACUGCCUCCGUCUUAACAAUAAAUAAUAAUUUACAUAAUUCUUGCAUCAGAUUUUGUUCAUUGGAAAACGAGGGAAAUAAAAACACGUCUCAAAAAAUACUGAUCAAAUUUGUAACUCAUCUCGCCUGUGAGGCGUCUCAAUUAUGGAGUCGUCUCUUGUAAAAUGUGUAUCAAAUUAGUCUUGACGGAUGGAAAACAGGGAAAGAAUGUUCCUCUCUCUCUCUCUCCAAAUUCCAGGAGUGGCCAAAAAUGCUUGAACAUCUUCCGGCUAUUUUUAUUACCUCACUUACAAAACUGCUUCAAGUGAAGUCGACACGUGUUAACGGAAGCAGUUUACUUGAGGAUCGAAGGGGUAGAAGAACGCAUGUCCUAUUUUUAACGCUGUUAUAUGUCUUUUGGGAAUUUCACUUUUUGUAGUCGGGAAUAUUUUUUUCUGGAUCCAUUACAAACAUGCCAUUGGGUGCAUACAACAUAUAACGAGCCCUCUCGCUGGAGUAUCUCGCCCCACAAUCUCGCACACAACUUUGUGUUUAAGAUUAGCCAGCCAGCCAGGAUUCUGUAAGCAUAUGAAACAUGCACUUUUUCUCCCCCACUGCAGAUCCCCCACAACCGACAAGUCUUAAAUUCUAAUCCGGAAGAAGGAAUCUAAAAGAAAUCUGGAAGAAGUUGUUGGCAGUUGACAACUGGAAGGCGCAUACGUAGUUUGGAUUUGCUCACAGAAUCGCCAAUCUUAACACUAACUACUUACCACUACUACUUUCGAAAAUAUCAUGGAGUACAAAGUGCGUCAGGAAUCACACUCUCUGCUGGAGAAGAUGUUUGCGGCCCACGCGAGGUCUGGCGUCGUCGCGCGAGAAGUGGUUCCCAAUCUCUUGAAGGAGUUCAACUCGGACAUCGAGGUCACUCCAGAUCAGUUUGGCGUGCAUGUGGCCGACAUUGGCCACGCGGUCGCAGAGGGCCUCGACUGGGACAGCUUCGAAAAGGUGAUGCUCCACUAUCUCGUCAAACAAAGUCGGAAAGAAAGCAACGAGUUUGGCCACAAGAAUGUCAUUUCGCUCCACGAUUUCGAAAACCCAUAAGUAAACGCGUCCUCAACUCUCCGUCCAUAAAUA
Molecule: messenger RNA, 1935 nt
Organism: Folsomia candida
Lineage: Eukaryota; Metazoa; Arthropoda; Collembola; Entomobryomorpha; Isotomidae
Exons: 5
Coding region: 1594-1902 (102 amino acids)
Source: RefSeq, a predicted model, not a curated record